AUGUCGUAUCUAUCACUUUUUAACUUAAUUGUCUACAAUUUGUUGCAAAUAAACUUAAGAAAUGUGCUCAUAUUUCAUUGCUGGCAAUUGCCAGAUCUUAUGCCGCUGGCAGAGCUUUUCUCCCGGAACUACAUUUUCUCCCAGUACGUUAAUCUCAAUCAGAAAAGCGAAUUCUUGGCUAAUUUUCACAGGGAUUAUUUGGAAAGUGAACCAACCAAAUUAGGCGUAUUCUUGGACCUGAGUUGCAGCCAAAGCUCCUUCAUAACAAAUCAGACGAGUAGAGCGCGUCUUUAUACGGAGAACUUUCAUUGGCUCUUAUAUGAUGAAGCGGGUAAUAUGAGACUGUUGGAAGAAUUAUUUGAUAAAGCCAAUCUGAGCAUCAAUGCUGAUGUGACCUAUGUAAAGCCGAAUUCAAGAGAGGAACGGAAUGAAACCAGAUUAUUUACGCUUUACGAUGUCUAUAAUAAAGGCAGUCAUUUGGGUGGGAAACUCAACAUAACUAUAGAUCAGAGUAUUUACUGUAAUCAGAGUGAUUGUGAGAUAAAAGAGUAUCUGAGUGAUCUGUAUAAAAGAACCAGAUUGCAGCAGCGCAGUAAUUUACAAGGUAUUACUUUCAGACAGGUUGCAUUGGUCACUGUGCUGCCUCUCAACUCGAGCGAGAAGUCGCUUAUUAACUUUUUGAAUAGCGAAGAUAAUGUACAUUUGGAUUGGAUAUCUCGCUUGGGUUAUCGCAACAAUUUACACUUGCAGGAAAUGCUAAAAUUUAAUGUUAGUUACGUUUGGCGGGAUCAAUGGAGUCUCAAUGAUACAAUUGGCGGUGCCAUGGGUGAAGUAGUUAAUGAACAUGUUGAAUUAUCGACAACAGCUUUUGUUAUAUCAGACGCACGUCUGCGUAAGAUUUUUCCCACAACGGAAAUUGGCCAAUUUCGAUCGGUUUGCAUCUUUCGAACACCACAUAAUGCUGGCAUCAAAGCUGGCGUCUUUUUGGAGCCAUUUAAGCCAAGUGUUUGGUUAGUUUUUGCCGCCUUACUGGUUUUCUCUGGUCUGCUGCUUUGGAUAAUAUUUGGACUUGAGCAGCGUUGGUUGCCACGCUGUUUGGCCUAUAUACCCUCACUUUUGACCAGCUGCUUGAUUAGCAUUGGUGCUGCCUGUAUUCAGGGCUCUAAUUUGAUACCAAACUCUACUGGCGGACGUUUGGCCUUUAUAUCGCUUAUGUUGACCUCGUUUCUUAUGUAUAACUAUUACACAUCGAUUGUGGUUUCCACCUUAUUAGGUUCUCCUGUACGUUCCAAUAUCAAAACUGUGCAACAACUUGCUGACAGCUCGUUGGAUGUUGGCUUUCACGACCUGCCAUUUAAUCGGGUUUACUUAAACAGCUCACCACGAUCGGAUAUAAUCAGCCUGGUUAAGCGAAAGGUGGAAGGACGCGAUCCCAAAACCAUUUGGUUGAGUGCCAAAGAAGGUGUUCUUCGAGUACGUCAACAACCAGGCUUUGUAUUCGGCUUAGAAGCUUCGUUCUCUUUCAACUUUGUGGAACAAUAUUACUUGCCCCAUGAGAUUUGCGAAUUAAAUGAAAUCCUCUUUCGUCCGGAAAGUAGAGUCUAUACAAUUGUGCACAGGAACUCUACAUACAGGGAAUUAUUAAAACAGAUCCAACUGCGAAUGCUGGAAGGAGGAAUGACUCAAAAACAUCGACGUUUCUAUACCAAAUCGAAGCUGCACUGUUUCUCCAACAAUUAUGUAAUUAAUGUGGGCAUGGAAUAUGCAGCGCCACUCUUUAUAGCUCUUUUGGUCGCAUACUUUGUGGCUCUCUUCAUUUUAUUACUGGAACUCAGUUGGGCAUAUAUGGGAAGGCGAUAUUGGCAGCGCUUAAAAAAUCUAAACUAA
This is a messenger RNA of Drosophila innubila, 1887 nucleotides long. RefSeq names its product ionotropic receptor 75a (gene Ir75c). The record is from RefSeq and is a predicted model, not a curated record. Lineage: Eukaryota; Metazoa; Arthropoda; Insecta; Diptera; Drosophilidae. Bases 1 to 1887 code for a protein of 628 amino acids. The transcript is spliced from 6 exons.